UGCUCGGUCCGCUGUACGGGGAAGAGAGGAGAUGCCCGUGAAAAAAAAACGCAAAUCUUCGGGCCAGACGAGCGACGAAUCGGGCCUCAAGAAAUGUAAAAUCAGCAGUUAUUGCAGGUCACCAGCUUCCAAUAAAGUAAUAAGUGGUGAGGAGCAUUUUUCAAGCAAGAAGUGCCUGGCUUGGUUUUAUGAAUAUGCAGGUGAUGAUGAAGUUGUAGGACCUGAAGGAAUGGAAAAAUUCUGUGAAGAUAUUGGUGUUGAACCUGAAAACAUUAUUAUGCUAGUUUUAGCCUGGAAAUUAGAGGCUGAAAGUAUGGGAUUUUUUACAAAAGAAGAGUGGCUAAAAGGGAUGACCUCAUUACAAUGUGACUGUACAGAAAAGCUACAAAGUAAAUUUGAUUUUUUGCGAUCCCAAUUGAAUGACAUUUCAACAUUUAAGAAUAUCUACAGAUAUGCAUUUGACUUUGCAAGGGAUAAAGAUCAGCGAAGUCUUGAUAUUGACACAGCAAAAUCUAUGUUAGCACUUCUUCUUGGAAGGACAUGGCCACUGUUUUCAGUGUUUUAUCAAUACUUGGAGCAGUCAAAAUACAAAGUAAUUAACAAAGAUCAGUGGUACAAUGUGUUAGAAUUCAGUAGAACUGUCCAUGCAGAUCUUAGUAACUACGAUGAAGAUGGGGCAUGGCCUGUUCUUCUUGAUGAAUUCGUGGAAUGGCAAAAAGAUCGCCAAGCAUCAUAGCAAGAGCAGCUGUGAAGAGAACGCUGGAUCUUGUGAUGCCCAGUCUAUAAACACUGAUUCAAAACCAAGGAUUGCGUUCACAUCCUUAUGAACUUUAGUCAUUUUUUUUCCUUUUAUUUUUAAAGGAAGCCUUGUUACACAUGAAACGGGCAUUGAACCACACACUUCUGAGACUGAA
Molecule: messenger RNA, 914 nt
Organism: Protobothrops mucrosquamatus (brown spotted pit viper)
Lineage: Eukaryota; Metazoa; Chordata; Lepidosauria; Squamata; Viperidae
Gene: DCUN1D5
Product: defective in cullin neddylation 1 domain containing 5
Exons: 8
Coding region: 32-736 (234 amino acids)
Biological process (GO): protein neddylation; positive regulation of ubiquitin-protein transferase activity
Cellular component (GO): ubiquitin ligase complex
Molecular function (GO): ubiquitin conjugating enzyme binding; cullin family protein binding; ubiquitin-like protein binding
Source: RefSeq, a predicted model, not a curated record